Cladophialophora immunda is the source of this 2177-nucleotide messenger RNA. RefSeq lists its product as uncharacterized. The record is from RefSeq and is a predicted model, not a curated record. The transcript is spliced from 3 exons. Lineage: Eukaryota; Fungi; Ascomycota; Eurotiomycetes; Chaetothyriales; Herpotrichiellaceae. The coding region runs from base 546 to 2009 and encodes 487 amino acids.
CUUGCGCUACUGAUGCGUGGCCAGCAAGCACCAACACACGCACACACCGCACUGUGCUCGUCCCGCACCACUUCCCUUGCGGAUGGCACCAUCUGUGCCGCUCCACCGUUGCAGCUCGUGCAACGUCUGUAGCGGAGCAUCGGGCGAAGAAACAGAAAAGAAUCAGGGACAGGAAAUGUGCCCAUUCCUGGAUCUGGAUAUGGAAGGAUGGAAACGUGCUUCUCCGCCCAGCCUACAUCGACGAUCCCACGUUUCUACAGAAUUGACGACGCCAAACCGGACUUUUCAAAGCAAGCUGCGUCCGCUCUGGUCAAGUCCGUGGAAGUGCAUACAUAUAGGUUGGUGUUGCGCCGGUCUCUCUCUGAUGGAUGUUUGAAACCGUGAGGCUCUGCCGGAUCUCACGCUCGCUUGAGCCGCUGUCGCUGGGAGGGAAAACACAAGUACCAGAGUGGGCUUGACAUCUUGUACAUUCGCUCACGCAGGCUCCGUCCCGCCUUACCUAUACCUCGUUGUCCAGCUUGUCUCCCACAGCCCUCAGCCUGAUCAUGUCGUUGCAACUUAUCAUCGUCUUGUCUGCGCUGGGACUCUCUCCAGUCGCUGCCCAGCAUUUCCCAGAAACUGUGGUUUCGCCCUCGUUUACUCGGCCGUCCUGGACCUGGACCUGGUCGCCGCCGUCCAGCUCCUAUGCUCAGCCGUCGUGGUCUGCCGAGACUCCCACGUGGACACCGACUGUUUACACCUCGGAAACUUGGUCGUCUGUCGCACCUUGGCCCUCUACAUACACCCCUUCUGUUUCAACCCCACCUUGGCCAGAAUAUUCCAGCUCUUGGGCUCCAGUUAGCUAUUCCUCACACUCCUGGUCCUCGGAGACUUCGCCGUGGUCCUCAUGGCCGACAACCAUUUACUCUCCGCACUCUUGGCCGUCAGAGAGUCCCACGUGGCAGUCAUGGCCGGCGAGUAAAUCCUGGUCCUCUGUUGCUUGGCCGUCCCCUUCUCCGAGCCUCCCGUCGUUGAACGACGCCCUCAUAGCCGCAGGCGCGGCCAAGUUUGCUGCUCUGAUCGCAUCCGACCCGGUCGUCUCCGCCGCCUACGCAGCCGGGGUACCGACCGUCUUUGCUCCGACUGACCAGUACAUCGGCAGCGGGGUGAAUGGGACAGGGCUGAGAAAGCGCGCCACCCUCACCCCGGCGCAGCAACAGCAGCUGCUCCUCCAUGCCACUCAGAGCCAGAGCGAGAUCAACGGCCUGCGCACCCCGCCCGGUGCAGUGGUGCCGACCAAAGACACCACGGCGAAUCUCAAAGGUUCGACGCAGAAGGUCGUCUCGAAGCCCAAGAACAACACCAAGACGACCUCGAGCAAACGGUGGGCCCCGACCAUCCUCCCCAGACAGGACAACACCAGCUCCUUGGACACGCUCGUGGACAUCUAUUCAGGACUCGGGGACUCGGUGGGCAUCUUGACCGCCGACAUUCCCUUUGCUGGCGGUCUGAUCCAUACUACUGACGGUCUUUUCACGCUGCCCGUUGCCUUAUCUGCGACCGCGCAGACCACCGGACAGACGACCUUCGUCUCCCUGGCCAGCGCCUCGAACCAAUCGUCAGUACUGGACGCGACGCCCCUCAUCACCGUCUUUAUCCCCACCAACCAGGCCUUCGCCGCCGCAAACAUCUCCCCGGCAUCCAGCGGCAUCCCGUCCAUCCUAGCGGGUCAUGUCGUGCAGGACUUUGCGGGCUACCUCCCCAGCUUCGGCAACGGCGCCAGCUUCGUCACACAGUCCGGCACCACCGUCACCGUCACCGUCCAGGGCGACGACUACUUUGUCAACAACGCCAAGAUUAUCGCGUCGAAUCUGAUCUUAGAGAACGGAGUGGCUCACGUUAUUGACACGGUCCUCACACCUCCUAUCGCGCCUUACACAGGCGCCAGCACGUCCAUUCAACAAGUGGGUGUCGCGAGGUCGCUUGUCCUCGCACUAGGCGUCGUCGUCGCCCUGGCGUUAACUUCGUGAAUCGGAUAGUCUCAGCCGUGAUAUUUUCAUACCCGUAGGACAGUGGUCGGUUUUCCUUGAGGUUUGGCUACCCGCUAGCUUGGUACGCAAUGCAGUCACGGGUUGUCUAGCGUAAUGAUCUAAUCCAGAUAAUGAGGUAUGAAGAACGAGGAACGAGGAAUGAACAGU